AAAGGGCUUGAGCAUGUGAGAAGUUAAUAGGCCAACAAAUGUCAAGCUAAAGUUAGAAAUCAGAAAUUCCGUGUAGACUCACAGAUCCUCUCUCAAUUUUGUCUCGCUAAGGUAACAGCCAUAGGCCAUGGGUACAUCUGCAGAAGAACCUCCAUCACCACCACCACCGUUAGAGUGGGACCAAUCUUCAUCCGACGGAGAAGAACCAUCACCAUCAACGUCGAUAUCAUUCGACAGGGACCGCCACGUGGCUUACCUGGAGAUGAUGUACCAGAUGCUACCCAGCUAUUACCAAUCGCAAGAGAUCAAUCGCCUCACUCUCGCCUACUUCACCAUUUCCGGCCUGGACAUCCUCGGUGCUCUCGAUCGAGUAGAUAAAGAUGCUGUGGCUAGUUGGGUUUUAUCCUUUCAAGCUCACCCUGGGGAUAAAAAUCAAUUGAACAAUGGACAAUUCUAUGGGUUCCAAGGUUCUCGAUCUUCCCAAUUCCCCUUGGGCUGUGAUGGGGUUUUGAUUCACAAUCUUAGUCAUCUGGCUAGCACAUAUUGUGCACUAGCUACACUAAAGACUGUCGGCUAUAAUUUGUCAAAUGUUGACUCCAAAUCAAUAUUGACAUCAAUGAGAAACUUGCAACAACCUGAUGGCAGUUUUCUUCCCAUCCAUAUUGGGGCAGAGACAGAUCUUCGUUUCGUAUACUGUGCUGCGGCUAUCUGUUUUAUGUUGGGGGACUGGAAUGGCAUGGAUAGGGAGAAAGCCAAGGAAUACAUCAUAAAAUGCCAAUCAUAUGAUGGUGGCUUUGGGAUGGUUCCUGGCUCAGAAUCUCAUGGUGGUGGAACUUACUGUGCAGUUGCAUCACUACGAUUGAUGGGUUUUAUGGAAGAUGACAUUCUGUCUACAAGUGGAGCAUCUUCCGUCAUAGACCUUCCAUUGUUGCUGGAAUGGUGCUUGCAGAGACAAGCAGCUGAUGGUGGUUUUCAAGGUAGACCAAACAAACCUAGUGACACAUGUUAUGCAUUUUGGGUUGGAGCAGUUUUGAGGAUUUUAGGAGGCUAUAAAUUGAUUGAUGGGAAAGCUUUACGUGAAUUUUUGAUAACUUGCCAAUCCAAGUAUGGUGGUUUUGGUAAAUUUCCAGGUGAGCUGCCCGAUAUAUACCAUUCCUACUAUGGAUGCACAGCAUUUAGUCUUUUGGAAGAACCUGGCCUUAAUUCACUCUCCUUUGAAUUGGGAAUAACAGAUGUUGCUGCCUUGGGAAUCUGACUUGAUUUUCUUCUUCUUUCUAAGGUUAAAUGUAUUGGCUCCCCACCCCUCAUCUGCUCUGUGUUAUCAAAGAUGGUUUCAUGCUACACUGCUCAAUAUUAACCAGCUUUUUGGUAAUGACAUUUACCGACUUCCUGAUGUUGGUCACAGUACAGAGUGGAUGUUUGUGAAGUCUUAUAUCAUUAUAGUGAUUCGUACUAAAUAUGUUGACCUUAAGCUGGGGGCUUAUUGAACAUAAUGACUUUUUAAGUGAUUUGCAAUGAAUUUUUGGCUUUUGGAAAGGUGAAAAAUAUUUGAGUUUGGAUCCCA
Molecule: messenger RNA, 1564 nt
Organism: Hevea brasiliensis (rubber tree)
Lineage: Eukaryota; Viridiplantae; Streptophyta; Magnoliopsida; Malpighiales; Euphorbiaceae
Product: geranylgeranyl transferase type-1 subunit beta
Exons: 12
Coding region: 128-1255 (375 amino acids)
Biological process (GO): protein geranylgeranylation
Cellular component (GO): CAAX-protein geranylgeranyltransferase complex
Molecular function (GO): CAAX-protein geranylgeranyltransferase activity
Source: RefSeq, a predicted model, not a curated record